Molecule: messenger RNA, 1665 nt
Organism: Tarenaya hassleriana
Lineage: Eukaryota; Viridiplantae; Streptophyta; Magnoliopsida; Brassicales; Cleomaceae
Product: UDP-glycosyltransferase 72B1-like
Exons: 1
Coding region: 68-1507 (479 amino acids)
Molecular function (GO): UDP-glycosyltransferase activity
Source: RefSeq, a predicted model, not a curated record
UUCUGUAUCAUCGAGAUAUAUCAAUAAAAAAAGGCUAUAUCUGCGGAAUUUCCUCAAGAUUGCAACAAUGGCGGGGGCAAAAUCAGAUGCACACGUGGCGGUAAUGCCAAGCCCUGGCAUGGGACACCUCAUCCCGGCGGUCGAGCUCGCCAAACGGCUCGUCCACCGCCACGGGUGCACCGUGACCUUCGUCAUCGCCGGCGAAGGUCCGCCUUCAAAGGCCCAGAGGGCCGUCCUCGAGUCUCUAUCUCCGUCGAUCGCCGCCGCUUUCCUCCCCCCCGUCGAUUUAACCGAUCUUCCUCCAACGGCGCGAAUCGAGACUCGGAUCUCACUCACCGUGGUUCGCUCCAACCCGGAGCUCCGCCGUCUGCUCCAUUCGUUCAAAGCGGAGGGACGCCUUCCAGCGGCUCUCAUCGUUGAUCUGUUUGGCACGGACGCCUUUGACGCAGCCGCUGAGUUCAACGUGUCGCCGUACAUAUUCUACACAUCGACCGCUAACGUCUUGUCGCUUUUCCUUCAUUUGCCGAGACUAGAUGAAGUCAUACCGGGCGAAUAUCGGGACUUGACCGAACCGGUUCAUCUCCCGGGUUGCGUCCCGGUUUCUGGUAGGGAUCUCGUCGACCCAGUUCAAGACCGGAAGGACGAGGCGUACAAAUUGCUACUCCACAACACCAAGAGAUACAAAGAAGCCCAAGGCAUUUUAGUGAAUACUUUCAUAGAGCUAGAACCAAACGCUAUAAAAUCCAUCCAAGAACCAGCUCCCGAUAAGCCAACUAUUUACCCGGUCGGACCGUUGGUUAACAUGGGUUCGUCGGACCCUAACCGGACCGACGAGUCAGAAUGUCUAAAAUGGCUGGGUAACCAACCGCUCGCUUCGGUUUUAUACAUCUCAUUCGGAAGCGGAGGAACACUCACUUGCGAACAGCUCAACGAACUGGCUCUUGGUCUAGAGAAGAGCGUUCAACGUUUCUUGUGGGUUAUACGGAGUCCAAGUAGUUCGGCAAACUCGUCCUUUUUCGAUUCACAUAACCAAAAUGACCCCUUGUCAUUUUUGCCGACCGGAUUCUUGGGCCGGACCAGAGACAGGGGUAUGGUGGUCCCUUCAUGGGCCCCACAAGUCCAAAUACUGGCCCACCCAUCUACGGGCGGAUUCUUGACGCACUGCGGAUGGAACUCGACACUAGAAAGCGUAGUGAACGGUGUGCCGCUCAUAGCAUGGCCGUUGUACGCAGAGCAGAAGAUGAACGCUUUGUUGCUGACGGAUGAAAUCAAAGUGGCAUUGAGGCCUCGGCCGAGAAGCGAUGGGAUAACAGGGAAAGAGGAGAUAGGGAGAGUGGUGAAGGUACUGAUAGAAGGGGGAGAAGGUAAAGAGAUGAGGAAGAGAAUGAAAAUUUUGCAGGAAGCUGCUCGUAGGGUCUUGAGGGACGAUGGGUCCUCCGCAAGGGCAUUUGGUGAAGUGGCCUCCAAGUGGAAGGCCCAUCAAAUGGAGUUAGAUGGAACCCAUUAAAUGUUCUUGUGGAAUUUUAGUUUUUGCUUAUUCGAUCUGAAUAAUUGUCAGUCCAAACAUAUCUGUGUUGCUUUUGUUUACCGAAAUCACAGUCCAAACAUAUAGUGGUUGGGCGUUUGAAUAUUGCAAUGGCUGUGUUUUUUUUUGGGGUCGGCAUC